AGCGUGCGGUUCGGUGAAUUAAUUGAACUACUAAGAUGGCAAAGGACAAUCUGACAGCAGUGCUCUACGGCAUUGAGGAUAUGCGUUUGGAACAACGUCCCAUUCCAGUGAUAGCCGAUGAUGAGGUUCUACUGGCUAUGGAUAGUGUGGGUAUUUGCGGCUCCGAUGUGCACUACCUCAAAGAAGGACGCAUUGGUGACUUUAUACUGACCAAGCCCAUGGUCAUUGGACAUGAGGCUGCCGGAGUUGUGGUCAAAUUGGGCAAGAAGGUGACGAGCCUAAAGGUGGGCGAUCGUGUGGCCAUCGAGCCGGGUGUACCCUGCCGCUACUGUGAUCUCUGCAAGCAGGGAAAGUACAGCCUCUGUGCGGAUAUGGUGUUCUGUGCCACUCCGCCGUACGAUGGCAAUCUUACGAGGUACUACAAACAUGCCGCAGACUUUUGCUUCAAGCUCCCGGAUCAUGUGUCCAUGGAGGAGGGUGCCCUGCUCGAGCCCCUCUCGGUGGGUGUCCAUGCCUGUCGUCGUGCCGGCGUCGGUCUGGGCUCUCGAGUGCUCAUCCUGGGCGCUGGACCAAUUGGUUUGGUCACCAUGUUGGUUGCUCAAUCCAUGGGCGCCUCAGAGAUUCUCAUCACUGACUUGGAACAACAUCGUCUGGAUGUGGCCAAGGAGCUGGGUGCCCAUCACACGCUCCUGCAGAGGAGGGAUCAAAGCGCCGAGGAGGUGGCAGCGAUCGUACGCCGUACAAUGUCGGGACCACCGGACAGAUCCAUUGAUUGCUGUGGUGCCGAGAGCAGUGCCCGAUUGGCCAUUUUUGCAACUGUUUCCAGCGGAGUUGUGGUGAUUGUGGGCAUGGGUGCCCCGGAAGUAAAGCUACCCUUGAUCAAUGCCCUGGCCCGUGAGGUGGACAUUCGUGGUGUCUUCCGCUACUGCAAUGACUAUGCCGCUGCCUUGGCUCUGGUGGCCUCCGGCAAGGUCAAUGUCAAACGUCUGGUGACCCAUCAUUUCGACAUCAAGGACACGGACAAGGCCUUCGAGACCUCGCGCAAGGGCUUGGGCGGUGCCAUCAAGGUGAUGAUUCACGUGCAACCCAGGAACACAAACAAUCCCGUCAAGUUCUAGAUUUUCUGUCUCUGUACAUACUCGUAGACGUAUAAGUUUCCACUUUAGUUAGUAAACUUUUGAACUGUA
Molecule: messenger RNA, 1187 nt
Organism: Drosophila persimilis
Lineage: Eukaryota; Metazoa; Arthropoda; Insecta; Diptera; Drosophilidae
Gene: Sodh1
Product: sorbitol dehydrogenase
Exons: 6
Coding region: 36-1118 (360 amino acids)
Biological process (GO): D-sorbitol catabolic process
Molecular function (GO): zinc ion binding; L-iditol 2-dehydrogenase (NAD+) activity
Source: RefSeq, a predicted model, not a curated record